This is a messenger RNA of Dipodomys spectabilis (banner-tailed kangaroo rat), 423 nucleotides long. It is a transcript of the gene Csf2, whose product is annotated as colony stimulating factor 2. Gene Ontology annotation, cellular component: extracellular region. Bases 1 to 423 code for a protein of 140 amino acids. The transcript is spliced from 4 exons. Lineage: Eukaryota; Metazoa; Chordata; Mammalia; Rodentia; Heteromyidae. The record is from RefSeq and is a predicted model, not a curated record. Gene Ontology annotation, molecular function: growth factor activity; granulocyte macrophage colony-stimulating factor receptor binding; cytokine activity. Gene Ontology annotation, biological process: myeloid cell differentiation; immune response.
AUGUGGCUGCAGAACUUGCUUCUAUUGGGCACUGUGGUCUGCAGCAUCUCUGCACCCACCCACCCGCCCAGUCCUGUCACCCGGCCCUGGAAGCAUGUAGAUGCCAUCAAGGAAGCCCUGAGCCUCCUGAACCACAGUAAUGACAUGCCUGCUGUGAUGAAUGAAACAGUACAAGUGGUCUCUGAAGAGUUUGACCCUCAGGAGCCAACAUGCCUGCAGACUCGCCUGGAGCUGUACAAGCAGGGUCUGCGCGGCAGCCUCACCAAGCUCAAAGGCCCUUUGACGAUGAUUGCCAGCCACUACAAGCACCACUGUCCCCCAACCCCGGAAACUUCCUGUAUGACCCAGUUUAUAACCUUCAAAUAUUUCAAAGAGAACCUGAAGGGCUUUCUGUUUGACAUCCCCUUUGACUGCUGGGACUGA